Paraphaeosphaeria sporulosa is the source of this 1152-nucleotide messenger RNA. RefSeq lists its product as uncharacterized. The transcript has 2 exons. The record is from RefSeq and is a predicted model, not a curated record. The coding region runs from base 211 to 1002 and encodes 263 amino acids. NCBI's taxonomy places the organism in Eukaryota, Fungi, Ascomycota, Dothideomycetes, Pleosporales, Didymosphaeriaceae.
AGCUUACGCUUUGCUACCAAGUCGAUAACGCGCGCAGCUUGCGAUAUUUGAGGCGCUGCUAUACCGCAUUCUGCGCACCCUGCGCCUCCAUUGCUCGAGCGUUGUCAUCGAGACACAAAACACCGGCUGCAUCUAAAACAACAACCACCCCUCCGUGCCUCGGGCACCCUUAGCUCCGGCAUCCUUCACGCCGACCCUCAUAUUCGCAUCAUGAACAAUUUCUCCUUCUUGGACUCCGGCCCGCAACCCCCACUCCCCCGCGCCGCACCCUCGCCUUCGCCCUCGCCCACGUCCACACAAGCAAACGGCAUGCCUGGUCCGGGGCCCCAGCAGAAUGGCAUCCCCAUGGUCAAUGGCCUGCCGAGUGGUGGCCAGCAAACGGACAUGAACCACCUGUGGAGCGUGGUGCAGCAGCUGAGCCAGAUGCUCGAGGAGAACAGGGCGCAGACGGCGGGCAUUGUGAACGGUGUGCAGGCCAUACAAGCGAGAGCGUCAGAAGAAGGUGGCGUGGGUGGUCUGGCAAUUCGCGAAGUGAAUGGAGAAAUCAAUGCCGCAACCCGCGCCGCAGAAGUCACGCAACUCCAAAGCUCUCUCCACAACGCUCAGUCUCGGAUAAGCACCCUAACAUCCCAGAACUCAACACUCGCAACCCUGUUGACCGACUACGAGAACGCGCUCACGCUGCUGCUCGAUAAGCUUCGUCCCUACGCUUACACUCAAACGCAAGCCAUUCUUUCGCUGCACAAGCACUACCAGGGACUCCUUGAGCAGGAACGUGCUACGAGCAUGCAGUUGCGGCUAGAACACUCAGAAUGGCAAGCCGGAUUGGGCCGGGUCGCGGAAUAUGCGCGGGGUUCGCUGAAAGCCCAAGGGGAGAGCGAGAGGGGUCUUCGGAGCGAGAUCAAAGGGCUGAAGGAAGAGAAUCGGGUGCUCAGACGGUUGGCGGGAUGGGAGGAGAAACCAGACGACAGCAGUGAUGAGGAAGAGCUGGAGAGGUCUUGAACCAUCAUUCUGUGUAUACUACGUUAAAGAUGGGUGCUUUUCUGCACAUGGCAUAGCGACGGCGUUUGGUAGGAUAUCCCUGACUUGUCGCAUUACAUUGCGGGUCGUUCAUGAGGAACGAGAUAUUUCAUUCAAUACUGUUAAAACCAU